This is a messenger RNA of Linum tenue, 1036 nucleotides long. Lineage: Eukaryota; Viridiplantae; Streptophyta; Magnoliopsida; Malpighiales; Linaceae. The record is from the annotation of a GenBank genome assembly.
AACAAUUUAUUCCUUUUCCCCCUUUCCCUUCUGUUCCUCCCUGUACUCUCAAUCUCUCCAUCUUCAGCCUCCGAUUGAUGACAACGAAGCCUCUCUGGAAGACGGACACCAACACCGGAAAGGUCAGGAGGGUAGAGCUCCGGCGAGCCAAAGGAGCGGUUACUUGAACGCCGAUCCGUUUCAGUCUCUCUCGGAUCUUCUCUCAUCUCUAUCUUUGGUGAACUUUACCUUCUUUAUUUUUUGGUCGUCUGAAAAAAAAAAAUAGAAGCGAAGGAUAAGGCUACCUUCCUGACUAUCACAUGGAUAUCCAUGUCGGUCCUACAUUCACCAUCGACAUUUCGCCUCCUCAGGCGGCGGCGGCGGCUUACUCCCUCUCCCAGCCGGAGACCCAGCGGUUAUUUCUGAAGCAUAGGGUUUCGUUCGUUGUGGAGGGAGAAGAAGACGAGGAUGGGUUAGUGGGUUCGAUCUCGAUAUCCAACCGCAGUCGUUUUGGCCUUCCGAUGGCUAGAUCUGGGAAAUCGCUCGAAGAUUCUUCCGAUCGCUCGUCUUCAUCCGUCGGCGCUCCCGACGACAGCGACGAGGAAGACGACGGAGAGAGCAAUAGCAGCAACGGUGCCUCAUCGUCUAUGAAGAAAGGCCUCGGCUCUCUCGGCUCCAUUGACGCCCUGGAGGACUCUCUCCCCCCAAAGAAGGGAUUGUCGAAUUACUUCGCCGGGAAAUCGAAGUCGUUCGCGAGCUUGUCCGAUGCGUGCUUGGCGGUGAGCCAAGCGAAGGAUCUGGAGAAGCCGGAGCACCCGUUCAACAAGCGGAGGAGAAUUCUGAUGGCGAACAAGUGGUCGAGGAGAUCGUCGUUCUACAGCUGGCAUAACCCUAAAUCCAUGCCGCUGCUCACCUUGAACGAAGACGACGACGAAAGCGGCGACCACAAGGGGGAAUGAAGAAGACGACGAAGAGGAAGAAGACCGCCGUGAAAGCCUCUCGUCGUCCUCGUCGUCGGAUAAGGAUGAAGAGGAUGGGAGACGAGCGCAGAUGGAGA